This is a messenger RNA of Gastrolobium bilobum, 2071 nucleotides long. Its product is annotated as RAN GTPase-activating protein 1. NCBI's taxonomy places the organism in Eukaryota, Viridiplantae, Streptophyta, Magnoliopsida, Fabales, Fabaceae. The transcript has 2 exons. Gene Ontology annotation, molecular function: protein binding; GTPase activator activity. The coding region runs from base 291 to 1892 and encodes 533 amino acids. The record is from RefSeq and is a predicted model, not a curated record.
UUCACUGAAUUUUUCAUCAUUUCCCUCCAAUUUUGUAAACGCACGCUUACCAAAUGUUGGAAAAUUUGGAUCCAACAUUAGGUUAAUUUUUAUUUUUUCCCCGCUACACCAGAAACCAGUGCCACCAUAAAGGGCUCUAACUCUAACCAAUCGUCAUCAAAGUUCUCAAAUAAUAAUAAAAAAGAUCAGAACAAAAACUACAAUUGUUCUUCUCGUCUCUCUGCUGCAGACUCUGCCUAGGGUUUCACUGUUCCUGUUCGUAAUUGCAUUCUCACUCAGGUUGCCUUGGUAUGGAUUCUACAGCACAGUCAUACCAACAUCGCCCACUUUCAAUCAAAUUAUGGCCCCCUAGCCAGAGUACUAGACUAAUGCUUGUAGAACGGAUGACCAAGAACCUUACUACUCCGUCCAUUUUUUCUAGAAAGUAUGGACUGCUUAGCAAAGAAGAGGCUGGGGAGGAUGCAAAACAAAUCGAGGAUACAGCUUUUGUGACUGCAACCCAACACUUUGAGAAGGAGCCUGAUGGUGAUGGGAGUUCUGCUGUGCAAAUUUAUGCCAAGGAAUCGAGUAAGCUCAUGUUGGAAGCUUUGAAAAGAGGCCCAAGAGGGAAGGAGGAUGGAGAGUUGAUAUCUGAAAAGGUUAGUGCAACUGCUGAAACUGUUUUUGACAUAUCUGGGGGUCGCAGAGCCUUUAUUAAUGGGGAGGAUGCUGCAGAACUUUUGAAACCAUUGAGGGGACCAAACUCUUAUACCAAGAUACGUUUCUGCAAUAGAAGUUUUGGCUUGGAUGCUGCUCGUGUUGCUGAACCCAUCCUAUUAUCAAUUAAGGAUCAAUUGAAAGAGGUAGAUCUAUCAGAUUUUAUUGCUGGAAGACCAGAAGCAGAAGCUCUUGAAGUAAUGACUAUAUUUUCUUCUGCGCUGGAAGGUUGUGCUUUAAGGUAUCUGAACCUCUCAACUAAUGCCAUGGGCGAAAAGGGAAUUAAUGCAUUUCGGUCGCUCCUAAAAUCGCAAAAUAACUUGGAGGAGCUUUAUUUGAUGAAUGAUGGUAUAUCAGAGGAAGCUGCAAAAGCAGUUUCUGAAUUGAUUCCUUCCACUGAGAAGCUUAGAGUUCUUCAUUUCCACAAUAACAUGACUGGAGAUGAAGGGGCAAUUGCAAUAUCUGAACUUGUGAAACGUUCCCCAGCUUUGGAAGAUUUUCGGUGUUCAUCUACCAGAGUAUGCUCUGAUGGUGGAGUUGCCCUUGCUGAAUCACUUGGGACUUGUACACAAUUGAAGAAGCUUGACUUGCGUGACAACAUGUUUGGUGUAGAAGCUGGAGUUGCUCUAAGUAAAGUUAUACCUGUAUUUGCAGAUCUUACAGAGAUAUAUCUUAGUUAUUUGAACUUGGAGGAUGACGGUGCAGAAGUCCUUGCUAACGUGCUCAAGGAAUCUGCACCAUCACUGGAAAUUUUGGAUAUGGCUGGGAAUGACUUUACUGCGAAAGCUGCUACUUGUUUGGCUGCCUGUAUAUCAUCAAAACAAUUCCUCACUAAGUUAAAUUUAUCUGAGAAUGAACUGAAGGAUGAAGGUGCAGUUUUGAUCAUCAAGGCACUGGAAGGAGGUCAUGACCAAUUAAAUGAAGUUGAUUUGGGCACAAACUUGAUCACAUGGUCAGGAGCUAGGUUGUUGGCUGAAGCUGUUGUGCAUAAACCUGGAUUUAAGUUGCUAAACAUCAAUGGCAACUUCAUUUCUGAUGACGGGAUUGUUGAGUUGAAGAAUAUAUUUGCAAAUUCACCUAAUAUGCUGGGUCCUUUGGAUGAGAAUGAUCCUGAAGGAGAAGAUAUUGAUGAGGAGGCUGAGGAAGAUGCUGAUCAUGAUGAAUUGGAAUCAAAACUGAAGGGCCUUGGGAUUUAGGAAUAUUCUUAGGACUUAGGAAUGCAACUUCUACUUCAGAUUAAUUUGUAGCCAAUUAAUAUUUGCGUCAGACAUACUUGUUUCAGACCCAAUAGCUAGCUUAAAUCUAUGUAUUUUAGAUUUUCUAUUCCAUAACAUGGCAUUUUUGAAGUUUACCAGGUAUAUGAUCUUAAUAUGUC